Molecule: messenger RNA, 1188 nt
Organism: Didymodactylos carnosus
Lineage: Eukaryota; Metazoa; Rotifera; Eurotatoria; Philodinida; Philodinidae
Source: the annotation of a GenBank genome assembly
AUGCAAGCACCCUUUUGCUGCAAGCUGCCGCCGUUUACACGUCAACACACAUCAUCAUCAAUUUAUUAUCGACAACAACAACAACAAGUAUCCAACAGUUUACUUUACAUAAUGACGAAAGAUCAAGGUCAUCAUUCAGCUUCACAAAUAACAAAAUCUCCACCAACAAAAGGCCUUCUACGUCAAUUACCAGGUGGUACGAAACAAAAGUACGAUGGAAAACAAUGGCGAAGUGUAUGCACAACACCACAUGUAGAUUGUAGGAACGUUCAAUUUCGAUACGGUUUAUGUCAGAAACACUAUAGUGUAAUUAAUAAUCAAAAAAAAUAUACACACUCGAGAGUGGUAACAGCAACGUCAUCUUUAAUUGAUUCGCACAAUGAGACGUUAAAAAGGAAUUUAUAUGGAAGUCAAAUUAAUCGUUCAACGAAAAAACCUGAAAAGAAACCGGCACAUCCAGUUAGUAAUGUAAAUCAUUAUGAUUUUGACGCUGAAGAAGCAAGUGAUAGUAACGAUGAUCAAUUAGUCGAAGACAUGGAUCAGAGUCAAACGGACGAUAUUCAUAUUGUUCAAACCGAGUAUGAUGAUUCGGACAAUGCUAUGGAUUUCGGUAUUGAACAAAUUUCUAUUAAACAAGAAAGAAAAACAAUGCCCUCAUCAUCCAAUGAUUUAUCAAAAAAACCACUUGUUGUACCACAACAACAAACAAAAUCAACUGAUCGAAAUCCGAGAAGAAGAAGUACAGCAAGAUCUUCAAUACAAUUUUUGACUAACGGUCAAAAUGAUGAUGAAAUCGAAAUUAUCGGAGGAAAAAAAGCGCCGCUACAAAGUGAAGAAAAAACUAUGCAUAUGAUUGGUCUUGGUGUACCUCCAUUAACAAAAACAGAGGAGAAACUUUUAUGUACUCAACUGACACAACAUCCUCAAUCAAGUCGAUGGACAUUCUUGGACGCCGAAUUAUUUGCAAAAAAAUUUGCUUGUGAAGCUGUUAAAGAUAAUUUCAAUCAUGAUAUGGAAUAUAUUUCUCGAGAAUGGUUCUAUGAUUUUUUAAUGAAAAAUCCACCGGUUGUCUCAACGUUUAAACGGUGGUUCGAACGAAUGAAACCAAUUUAUCCGGCUAAUGGCAAUUCGAUUGAAAUUAAACUUUGGCAUUUGAGUGUCAUUGCACGUGCACCAAUAAAUAUUUAA